Trichomonas vaginalis G3 is the source of this 492-nucleotide messenger RNA. RefSeq lists its product as uncharacterized. The coding region runs from base 1 to 492 and encodes 163 amino acids. The record is from RefSeq and is a predicted model, not a curated record. The transcript has a single exon. Lineage: Eukaryota; Parabasalia; Trichomonadida; Trichomonadidae.
AUGAAUGUUAAACUUAUUGCAGGAGUUUUGAAGUUCAGUUAUGCGAAAGAGUUUAAGAUACCAAGAAUGAGUCAUAGAGUACAACUUCUUUUGGGAGCAUACCAUAUGACAUUUCCUUUGAAAAGUGUUGACAAAACGAUUGAGAUGAAAUCUGUUCCAUACGUAUGUUAUGGCAAUUGUUUGUACAUUGAGUCAAAAAUAGCUAAUGUCACAGGUAUUUCAGGAGUUAAUAGUAAAGGUUCAGUAGAAUAUAAAUCCUUCUGUUAUGAAGUAAAUUCAAUGUUCAUUCCAAACGUUCCUGUCAUAGCAACUCAUUUAGGUAAAUGGGUUCGCAUUAGUCCUCAUAAUUUGAAAGACAUGCAAUUCAGACUUGUUGACUUUCAAGGAGAGCCUGUAGAACUGAAGGCACCAGUGCGAAUGACUGUUGAAGUUGACUUUUUAGAAAAUAUUAAAUGCAACAGCUUACAAGAGAACUCAGAGCUAAAAAUAUAA